AUGAUGAGAGGUCGACGAAUACCGAUCGCACUACCGAACACUGGCGCACUGUCCCGCAGACGACAUACGCUGUACAUCCGCUCCGCCAUAAUUGUCUUCAUUCUGUUUGCGUUCCUGCAGUUCCACGUGAUAAACUAUGACUCCUCCGAUAGCGCGUCCAACGAUAGCACCAACUAUUCGACGGCAGCGAUCCUGCAGAUGGUGCCGCCGGUGUUUCACAAAUACUUGACCGGAAAGCCUCGCAACUCCACGCACGGCCAAAACGGGACCCAUGUCGGAGGCGAGGGGCCCCGGACGGCCAACAUCAGCGAGAUCCUGCGCAUGAUACAACGCUACAAUGAAUUCCAGACGGUCCUGAACGAGGACAUCUACGGUCCAUUACAAAAUGAUUCUGUGAUAAUAGUAGUGCAGGUACACAAAAGGAUAACUUACUUACGGCAUUUAAUUGUAAGUUUGGCCCAAGCGAGGGACAUUUCACGCACGCUGCUCGUCUUCUCGCACGAUUUCUACGACGACGACAUCAACGAUCUGGUGCAGAGCAUAGACUUCUGCAAGGUGAUGCAAAUAUUCUAUCCCUUCUCGAUACAGACCCAUCCGAACGAGUUUCCCGGAGCCGAUCCCGGCGAUUGCCCGCGGGACAUUAAGAAAGAGCAGGCGCUGCUGCGAAAGUGCAACAAUGCGCUGCACCCGGACCUGUACGGCCACUACCGGGAGGCAAAGUUCACCCAAACCAAACACCACUGGUGGUGGAAGGCGAACCGAGUGUUUGACCAGCUGGAGGUCACCAAGUACCAUACGGGUAUGGUGGUAUUUCUCGAAGAGGACCACUACGUGGCGGAAGAUUUCCUGCACAUCCUGGAGCUCAUGUUCCGGAAGUCGCAAGACCUGUGCUCGAAGUGCAACAUCCUCUCGCUGGGCACGUAUCUGAAAACGUUCAACUACUACACGUACAACAAGAAGAGAGAGAGAUCCUUCGCCAACGGUUGGUAUGCGAGGGUCAAAGGGAACCGAAUGGGCGGGUUUGCCCCGGGGAGAGCAUUCCCUGCCGAGCACGCUCGUAGGUCGCGGGGAUCCUUUUCCUUCUCCGCUUCGUACAAUGCGCUCGAUCGAAGCCAGAAGUCAACGUCGGACUUUCCGGCAAAGCCGCGUUCGGGAACGGUUGAUGUGAGCACACUACUCGAUCAGACUUUGGACGUGCCCGUGGACUCGGUAAAUGUUUUUCGCGUAGUCCCGCACCAGCGCGCACUUCUUCCCGUGGACGUGCCCCUAUGGUCCGAUCCCUUCUCUCGCGCGAGUCAUUCGUUUGAGGCUCACGGCAACGAUAUCGCUACGUUGUCGGACGUGCGUAACGGUUUUCUGAACACUCCUUCCAAUCCCUGGCAACGCCGGCGUCCCUUGCAGCAUCAGCACCAGCAGCAGAAGCUUCUCCAGCAGCAGCGCCAACUUCAGCAGCAACAGCAACUGCAACGUCAGCAGCAACAGCGUCAGGAACUGCAGCAACAGCAGCAGCAGGGACAACAGGUGCCACAGACACAGGUCACCACCGAAAAGUACGCGUCCCAGUCGCAAUGGGGCUACCAGGUGUUACCGACACUGUACUCGAUCUAUCAGAAGGUUGAGGUGACGCCGUGGGUAAGCAGCAAGCACAACAUGGGCAUGACGUUCAACCGCACCACGUGGUACGACAUCGUGCGCUGCGCGCGCCACUUCUGCGAGUACGACGACUACAACUGGGACUGGUCGCUGCAGCACGUGUCGCAGCAGUGUCUGAAGCAGAAGCUGCACGUGAUGGUCGUCAAGGGUCCGCGGGUGUUUCACAUCGGCGAAUGCGGUGUGCAUCACAAAAAGAGCAACUGCGAGUCGAACCAGGUGAUCUCGAAGGUGCAGAAGGUCCUGAAGGCGGCCCGUGGCUCGCAGCAGCUGUUUCCACGGUCAAUUUCGCUCACGCAAACGAGCCUGGUGAAGAAGACGAAGCUACGCAAGGGCAACGGCGGCUGGGGAGACCAGCGAGAUCACCAGCUUUGCUUCAACAUGACCCUGGUCGGGCGGUAAUGCGCGCUGGAACCGUACACCGCAGGGCAUCCUUCCACGAUACGCACAUUCCUUUCUGGCUGCGCAUAGACCGUUCGUGCAUGCGAACUACAACGACGAUUUUGUGAGCAACCAUAAUAGCAAAGAAAAUACACACCCCAUGUUUUAGGGAGAGGAUCCGGUAACAGCUCAGACCAAAGUUACGUUUAUAGUUUUACGGUUUUGUUUUCCACUUGCGUAGGGUAAGUUAGCCAAUCGUUCUCAUUGUUUUGUGUAGUUGGUAAGACACAGCAGCUCGGAGAAGUGGUUAUUUUUAACGCAUGUUACCAAAAAAAACAGGAGGCAGUUCCCCAGGCCAGAAUAUAAAGUAUUAGGUUUAACGCGGCAAUAUGUCCCCAAAGUUCCACGAAGAGCGAACAGCUUAAGCCCCAAACAGGAGGUUAUUACCGUCAAACUAAUUGGCAAUAGAAUGAUCCCGUUGAUGCAAUAAGUGAGAAAUUGUGUGUAUUUCGAAUGGCCUAAAUAUGAUGAUGAGGAUUCGAGUCCAUAAGCGAAUAUAUCGGCCACCACUCGCAGCCGGUGGUCUGACCGUAGCGAUUUUACACCUCCGGACUGCUAAUUGAAAAUGUACCGUACACCUUAUUCGAGGCCCGAAAUGUGGAACUAACAUUCAAUCAGCCACCGUUCUAGUCAAUAGCACCAUGCUUUCGUUCUGUGAAGUGUGUUAUUACCCGUCUGCAUUGGCAAUAGGAUUUUCCUUCAAGGAAGGAAGUAGGAAAAGUGUGAUUCGAAACGGGGUACCAUUUGUUGUUGAACUUGUGCGACUAACGCGUUGUGUUUUUCGUUUUCUUUUGUACCCUGGCGCGGUAGGCGAAAUCGGCCGGUAAGACAUGCGGUUCGUUUUAGGCGUUUUGAAAAAAGGAAUGCUAGGUGUUCCGAACGGUUCCCGAAUGUCCCCAAAUUUGCGGUAGUCAGUAAGUGUGAUGUUAGAUGUAAUGGUAACGAAAACAAUAAAACUAAGUAAAAAAGCACACCAAAUAAACGAAAACGAUUGUAC
Molecule: messenger RNA, 3088 nt
Organism: Anopheles coustani
Lineage: Eukaryota; Metazoa; Arthropoda; Insecta; Diptera; Culicidae
Gene: Mgat2
Product: alpha-1,6-mannosyl-glycoprotein 2-beta-N-acetylglucosaminyltransferase
Exons: 12
Coding region: 1-2052 (683 amino acids)
Biological process (GO): oligosaccharide biosynthetic process; protein N-linked glycosylation
Cellular component (GO): Golgi stack; Golgi membrane
Molecular function (GO): alpha-1,6-mannosylglycoprotein 2-beta-N-acetylglucosaminyltransferase activity
Source: RefSeq, a predicted model, not a curated record